AUGUUUGUCCUUGCCCAGGUCGAGUGGCCGCUCCGUGAAGCGGUGCUGCACGGGGCAUGGGUGGUGCAGGUUGCAGGCUCGACCACUCGCUCACGGCUUGUGGUCAUCACGGACUACCAUCUGCUGCUGGUCAAGGCCGGACGGGUUGUCAAGUCGUCGCGCAAGCUCGUUGCCCGCUAUCCGCUGCUCCAGCUCUCGGCGGCGGCAGCAGAUCUUUCGGCCGGCCAGCUCAAGCUGGACUUUGUCAAGCCGGGCGAGCUGGUCCUGGCCGGCGUGCCCGGCGCCAUUACCCAGGCUCUUGUCGCCCGCUACCGCCUGCUCACCUGGGGCUGGCCGGCAGACCUAACGGUGGCCUUUGACGACUUUGCCUGGGCCGCGCCGCCGCUGGAUCCCCCCCCGCUUCCCGCACCCUCGCCCGGUGGCAACAUCCUCACGGCCUACCGCUCCGUCGCCGCCCUCCAGGGCUGGUCGGCUUUCUCGCCCGAUCUUGACCGCUUCCUAGCGCAGAUUGUCGACGGACCGUGGGCGCGCUCGCUUCUUCUCUCGGAAGUCCCCAACGUUUCGUCGUCCAAGAAGGUCUCGCUCAACCCGCUCGCCCUCGCCCUCAAGUUCAACCGCUACUUUGACCGCCUCGAGCUGACCGACGUCUCACGCCCUCGCAUCCUCGGCCUCCUCGCCUUUGCGCUCGCUUCCAACACCACCCUCACCCAGCUGGUCGUCUCCAACUGUGGCGCCCGCACCGGCAUCGACAAGCUCACCGCCGGCCUGCUGGCCAAUCCGGGCCCGGCCUCGCUCGCCCUCCUUGAUCUCUCCUUCAAUCCGCUCAAGGACAAGGGCGUGGCUGCCCUCGCACCGGCGCUGGACACACUGCCGUUCCUCACCACCCUCAACCUCAAGGCCACGUCCAUGACUGGCGACGGCCUCGCCGCCCUCCUCGCCUCGCGCCCACCGGACUCGCCGCUUCACGCCAUCACGGCUCUCGACAUUUCCAGCAACCGCCUCGAGGCCACCGGCUCGUCGGCGCUUGGCGCUUGGCUCGCCGGUCAUCGCGUUGUCCGCCUGCAGAGCCUGGGCCUUGGCAGCACCGACCUGCACCUCGGGCUGCUGCUGCAAGCCAUGGGCAUGCGCGUGGCCACCGUCAUGCCACCGGCCGCUGUCCUCUCCACUCUCACCGCUCUCGACCUCUCGGGCCUCGACAUGGACGGCGACACUAUUGUCCGCGCUGUCACCUUUCUCUCUGCCCUCUCCGCCCUCGCUGACCUCAACCUCUCAUCGAUGCGGGUCGAGCCGGCGUACCUCGCUCGCCUUGUGGCGGCUUUUGGCUCGGCAUCAGCCUCCCACGACGGCAAGUGCAAGCUCGCCCUUGCCGACCUCGAUCUCUCUGCCGGGAACGCGCCGCUUUUCCUGGGCUCGUUUGGCUCGUUUACCUCGCUCCACACACUUGUCCUCGACGACUUGACGGCACCGCCGCCUGUUCUCCUCCUCCUCCUCAAUGCGCUCAAGCCGUUUGCUACCAGCCUGCGGACUCUCUCGCUCGAUCGGGUGUUCAAGACCAAGUCGCGUGAUGUCCCGCAAGUCGUCAUGAACCUUGCGGCGCUCAUGGCGACCGGCGCGUACUCGGAAGUGAGCUUGGUAGGCGCCGGAUCCCGCCGACUCGGCGCUCACGGGGCCAUUCUCCUCGACGCGCUCGCCACCCAGUCGUUUGCAACCCUCCGCGCCCUGGACGUCUCUUACAACCGGAUGGGCAGCGCGCUGGUCGCUCCGCUGGUCUUGCUUCUUGCCGACAACACUACUCUUGUCUCGCUUAGCUUUGACGGCAAUGGGCUCUCCCUCGACGAGUUUACCCUGGUCACGGACGCGCUUGCGUCGGCCUCGGCGCUUGUCGAGGCCGUCAUUCCGGUCCGCGACAUCAAAGUCAUGCGCGCCAAGGUUGGCGUCGAGACCAAGCUCGCCAUUGCCCUCCUUGUCAAGCGCAUCAAGGAGACGCUCGCGCACAACGCUGCUGCCGCCGCUGCCGCCGCCGCCACCGCGGCUGCUGUCGCCACCAGCUCCGACGCGAGCUUGAACGAGUUGAACUCGUCACUGGGCACCAGCCUUGCCGGCGACGGCCUUGAGCUCCCUGACUCGCAGCCGCUGAGGCUGCGGACAGGCUCGCGGUCGCGAACUCUCCUUUUGGAGCGGCGGGCCUCGCGGGUCCGAUUGUCCAUCGCGUCCGCGGCGUCGCUUGACGACAUUGAGGCCGCGCUUGAUGACAUCGAGGCCGGUAUCGGCGGUCCUGCCCCGGGCCACCACCCCCGCACCCGUUCGCGCCUUGCGUCGCGGACCUUUGACUCGUCGACGUCGUCGACCUCGUCGGAUUAUUCGGGCUACUCGCGGUCAGCUCCACAACCAUCACCGACCGACACGCCGUGCUCCGACGCCGAGCCAGAGCCAAACGCCGCUAGCGCCGACGCGCCAUCACUGGCAUCGGCAGCGCGAAACCGGCCGCCGCCGCCGCCGGUGCCGACGACCGACCCACGGUUUCUUCCCGCGUCUGCACCUGCGCCUGUUCCUGCACCUGCACCGCCGCCGACAACCUCGCGGCGAGCCACGCUUGUCAAGCCACCGACAUCGUCGGCAGACGCUACCCGUGUUCCGGCCAAGACCAAGGCGCGGCGAUCGACACUGGUUAAGCCGCCGUCGUCGGCGGCGAUCGCGGCCGCAGGCGGCUGUGGCGCGCCGCCGCCCAAGCCGCCGCCGCCGGCCGCCGCCCUUCUUGCUGCCCUGCCGGCAGUCGAGCCCGACUCUGACUCUGAUGAGCCCGAGGCCGAGGCCGAGUUUACGCCGACCGACUACCCGCGAGCAUCUGUUGUCUGCUCGUCCAUCGAGCGGCUGCUUUCCGAGAUCAACGUCUCGGUCGAUGAUGGCGGGUACGAGAGUGACCAAGGUGACGACCCCUUGCUUCAUCUGCUGAACGCACUCUGA
Messenger RNA from Thecamonas trahens ATCC 50062, 2964 nucleotides. RefSeq lists its product as uncharacterized. Lineage: Eukaryota; Apusomonadida; Apusomonadidae. Gene Ontology annotation, biological process: cell migration; regulation of Arp2/3 complex-mediated actin nucleation. The record is from RefSeq and is a predicted model, not a curated record. Gene Ontology annotation, molecular function: protein binding. Bases 1 to 2964 code for a protein of 987 amino acids. The transcript is spliced from 3 exons. Gene Ontology annotation, cellular component: lamellipodium; plasma membrane.